UUAUCAUUUGUCUAUACCUUCUGUUCCUCUCUAUUGUUCAAUUCUCAAAGUCAAAGGAUACAAUUUUUCUGAUCUCUGCGUCCCAUACACCGCUAUGGCUUCAAGCAACGGUGCAGUAAUCGUGAUCAUGGGUGUCAGCGGAGCUGGAAAAACGUUUUUUCUCAAUCUUCUACUUGCAAAUAGAUGAUCCUUCAUUGAGGUUGGGUUUCUUGGGGAUCGGAUAGGAAGGGAAUGCAACAAACUAGAAGGAACUUAGAGGCUAUAGAAUCUGUUGGCACCUCGAGUAAUCUUUGAUUAGAAAAUCGUUACGUUUGUUAUCCCGGCCGACUGACAGGCUACAGAGACCCAAAUUUAUUUGAACCAAGAGAACCUAUUGCACAAAAUUGAAUACAAGUACUCUCUCUAUGUCUUUAGUAAUUUUGGUUAAAUAACAAUCCUGAUUUUUGAAUACCCAAAUACUAUAGAUAACCCAGACAUACAUCUGAUUUUUUCAGUGUAUUUUUUCAGACAAUCCUGAUUUCACUCUCGUUUUAAUUCGGAUGUAGGGGUGUCUGGAUAAUAUUUUCCUUAAAAUAACUAACUGAUUCAGAAAAAGAAAAAAAAAAACUAACUGAUUCAGUGUAUGGAUUUGUUUGUUCUUUUUAAACCAGUUCUAAGAAUUUUUUUUGAGAUUUUAUAAUCUAAAAAUGUGAGUUUUUGUGUGAAAAUCAAGCAAAAUCAAACAUACUUUGCUUUUAAUACCCGUUCUGAAUGUUACCCCUGGAGGAUAUAUGUGGUACUAGACAAAAAAAAAACAUACUAGACCCUGAUUUGUUAAGAUUUUUCUCAGAAAAACUUAGCUGUUGGAUAAUUUUAAACAGCACAAUAGGUCGAAGGCUGGAAAAAGAGACAGGAUAUAAGUUUCUUGAUGCUGAUGAUUUUCAUUCUCAAUCAAACAAAGAAAAGAUGCGCAUUGGAAUCCCACUUACAGAUGAGGACCGGAUGCCGUGGCUUGAAUCGCUGCGAGAUGCCAUUAGAAAACACUUAAUUAACAAAACAGGUGUGGUUCUUGGUUGCUCUGCUUUGAAGAAGGAAUAUAGAGAAAUACUUAGAUCAGCUGAAUCUGAUUAUAAAUGGGGGAGUUAUGCAAGUGCUGUUAACUUCAUUCUAUUGGAUGCUCCAGCUGAGGUGCUAAGUGUUCGGUUAAAUAAGAGAGCUGCAGAAGGAAAACAUUAUAUGCCUGCUUCUCUUCUGCAAUCUCAGAUAGAUUUGCUUAGUGUUGAUGAGUCUGAGGGAAUACUUAGAGUUGAUGCUACUCUUCGUCCUCAAUCUAUUAUCGACAACAUUAAAAAAAUGCACCAGUUUCAGGGCUGUUUUCAACCAUGAUUGUGUUGAGCCUCAUCAGUAAAGUGGAUCACCAACUCAGGUUAAUUUGAACUGUUGUUGUACACACAAAAAGGAAGAAAAUGAUGAUACAAAAAAAAGAGGACUAGUUCGAUUCAUGUACUUCAAUUUCUUUCCUUUUAUAUUUUUCUUUUUUCUUGUGUUUUUGACAUGACUACCUCAUUCUAUGAGGAUAAAACUAAUCUCGAUUGGAUACCACUAUUACAUUACAUAUCCUACCAACAGAUGACUUUUCCGCAA
Lotus japonicus is the source of this 1623-nucleotide messenger RNA. Its product is annotated as gluconokinase. The transcript is spliced from 4 exons. Gene Ontology annotation, molecular function: gluconokinase activity. The coding region runs from base 751 to 1365 and encodes 204 amino acids. NCBI's taxonomy places the organism in Eukaryota, Viridiplantae, Streptophyta, Magnoliopsida, Fabales, Fabaceae. The record is from RefSeq and is a predicted model, not a curated record. Gene Ontology annotation, cellular component: cytoplasm.